AUGGAGAAGAACUCCAAAAUAAGAAAGAAUGCCUUCGCAGAGUUGAUACGGUUUCAUUCAUUGUUAAUAUCAAAAAGAACAGAUUGUGGAAUAGCUGGCAAUAACCCAUAUAUAUUUGCUUGCUCGAAGAAUUCGACUCAAUCCUUAAGGGGGCAUGAUUCUCUUUCGAAGAUGUGCAAACUGGCUGACUUGAGAAAUCCUGAACUGAUUACAGCAACUAAGCUAAGAAAAUAUGUGGCUACCGUAUGUCAGAGCACCGUGGAACUGACCAAAGAUAGUAAUUUGCUGAUGGCGGUUGAUGAAGGAAAAGUGAGCACCUUCGCUGGGAAGUCACUAGCAGAUAUAGACAUAGAUGAUAAAUGA
Messenger RNA from Acanthoscelides obtectus, 363 nucleotides. The record is from the annotation of a GenBank genome assembly. NCBI's taxonomy places the organism in Eukaryota, Metazoa, Arthropoda, Insecta, Coleoptera, Chrysomelidae.